This is a messenger RNA of Funneliformis caledonium, 306 nucleotides long. Lineage: Eukaryota; Fungi; Glomeromycota; Glomeromycetes; Glomerales; Glomeraceae. The record is from the annotation of a GenBank genome assembly.
CUUCAAUUAGAAAAAUUGCAAUAUUUGGAGCUAAUUAAUUUUGAUAUUAAAAGUUUAAAGGGUUACCUAUCUAAAUGUUGUUCGCCUUUAUCUACCAUCAUUACGAAUUUUAUUGAAGAGACAAAUCUUUCAAUCUUUUUGGAUUUUUCAAAAGAGCGAAAUACCUUGAAGUGGGUUGGGUUUGAUUUUAUUCAUCCUCAUCCUGAAAAAUAUUUAGAAGUUUAUCGAAGAAUGAAUGAAACGGUAGAAGGUCAUUUUCAAAUUUUUCCUGCAAAGCAAGUGAGAAUUAGGGAAAAAUACUUUUAA